Molecule: messenger RNA, 737 nt
Organism: Maniola jurtina (meadow brown)
Lineage: Eukaryota; Metazoa; Arthropoda; Insecta; Lepidoptera; Nymphalidae
Exons: 1
Coding region: 179-673 (164 amino acids)
Biological process (GO): protein folding; chaperone-mediated protein complex assembly
Cellular component (GO): cytosol; nucleus
Molecular function (GO): protein-folding chaperone binding; Hsp90 protein binding
Source: RefSeq, a predicted model, not a curated record
CAAAUGUGUUAACCCUAGUUUCCAUAAAUGAAUCGGCGAGUCGGCAAACCGAAUGGUGCAUAGAAUUUCAAUCAUCGCUAAUUGAUUUGUGAUUUCUUAGUUAAAUUCACGUUUGAUCAAUUAUUUCACGUUGUGAACAUUCUUUGUUCUAAAAUUUAGAAGUGUUAAAAAAAUAAAAAUGUCAGGUGAGACUCCAGUACCGCCUCCCGUUUUAUGGGCACAGCGCAAAGAAGAAGUCUUUCUCACAUUUAGCAUUGAAUCUAAAGAUCCGUCAAUUAAAAUAGAAAAAGAUUCAGUCUAUUUCAAAGGUGUCAACGCGCUAGACAAAAAGGUUCACGAGGUUACAAUUCCACUCUACGAUGCCGUGGUUCCUUCAAAAAGUGCCUUCGUUAACAAGGGUCGCUGUAUAGAAAUGGUCCUCUCCAAAGAAAAGAAAGAUGCUCCUUACUGGCCAUCUCUAACGAAAGAUAAAAAGAAGCCUCAUUAUCUUAAAGUAGAUUUUAACAAGUGGAAAGAUGAAGAUGACGAGGAGGAGGAUGGCGGCGGCGCCCCUUAUGAUAUCGAGGAGAUGCUGCGCAACAUGGGCGGAGGCGCCGGGGACCGUGCCGAGAAGCCCUCCUUUGACGAUGUGGAGAGUGAUUCCGAUGAUGAAAACUUACCUGAUCUGGAAUGAAAUCCCUUGUAGUGAUAAUGCUUAUAAUAAAUUCAGUACAUUAUAUUGUAUAAUAUUAAGGUUU